GUAUUUAGAGAUUUUUUUAUUGGAACAUGGUAUUAUAGUAUUCCUCCUAGUGUAACAGCGGUUCAUUCUGUUUUUGUCCGUGUUACUCCUCCACCUUCCUUCAUAAGCAUACACACCCUGCACCAACUCAACCCUGAAUCUCCAAGCGCAAUCGUUUUCUCACUUGUUCCACACCUCCAAAACCACUCUGAUAUACUUAAGCUUUCGGUUUUGGUAGCAAGAGCAGCAUGCAUGUUCUUUUCUCUGUGAAGAGACUCGCCUUCUCUGAUCCCUUUUUGCCACACAGAAGAAGACUUUUUUCUUGGUUCAGUUUAGGUGUUGUAGCUUCUCUUGUUUUGUUGUCCCUCUUCAUUCUUGGAAAAUCCCUCAGGGUUCCCAAAGUUGCAGUCUUUGUUCCACAAUUAAACACUAUCGGUGCAAAUUCUUCCCUUGCUUCUUGCCCCUUCUUGCCUUUCAACACUAGCCACUCUUCUUCCUCUGGGAGCAGCACUUCCAACUCUUCAAAGUCUGACGAGUACAAGAAUCCUGUCAAGAUUAUUAAAGAGGGAAGUGCUGUAGUUGUGGAUGGAACAAAUGGGGUGAAUCAUGUGUUGGAUGAAACAAAGAGUGUCAAGGGUUUGGAGAAUUAUAGUUUUUCUUCUUAUUUGUUGUCAGAGAGUAGUAGCAAAGGAAAACAAGAAGGAGAUUUGGUUGGGAAAAAUAAUUCAAGAAAUGCAACUGUCACUCAUUAUGAGAAAAUGCAGGAUGGUUCACAUGAGGAAUGUGACAUUUUUGAUGGAAAGUGGGUAAGAGAUGAAUCAAAGCCAUAUUAUCCUUUGGGGUCUUGUCCACAUAUUGAUAGAGAUUUUAACUGUCACCGGAAUGGGAGGCCUGAUGCAGAAUAUGUAAAAUGGAGAUGGCAGCCAUAUGGGUGCAAAAUUCCAAGUUUGAAUGCAACCGAUUUUCUGGAGAGGUUGAGGGGACAGAGGCUGGUUUUUGUGGGGGAUUCACUGAACAGGAACAUGUGGGAGUCACUUGUAUGCAUUCUCCGUGAAAGCAUCAGGAACAAGAAACGGGUAUUUGAAAUUUCGGGAAGAAGUGAAUUUAAGAAGAAAGGUGUCUAUUCUUUUAGAUUUGAGGAUUAUAAUUGUUCGGUGGACUUUGUUGCUUCGCCAUUUAUUGUUCAAGAGUCAACUUUCAAGUCCAAAAAUGGAUCAUUUGAGACAUUAAGACUGGAUUUGAUGGACAUGACUAAGACCAGGUACCAAGAUGCUAAUAUCAUAGUCUUCAACACAGGGCAUUGGUGGACCCAUGAUAAAACAUCAAAAGGAGAAGAUUAUUAUCAGGAAGGAAACCAUGUACACGCAAGACUCAAGGUUCUGGAUGCAUACACCAGAGCCUUGACAACUUGGGCUAAAUGGGUUGACAGAAAAAUCAAUGCCAAUCAAACUCGGGUUUUCUUCCGAGGAUACUCAGUCACCCAUUUCUGGGGUGGGCAGUGGAAUUCAGGAGGACAGUGCCAUAAAGAAACUGAGCCAAUAUUAAAUGAAACUUACUUACAAAAGUAUCCUUCAAAAAUGAGGGCUCUAGAAAGUGUGAUCCAACAUAUGAAAACCCCAGUAGUGUAUAUGAAUAUAAGUAGGCUUACAGAUUACAGAAAAGACGGGCAUCCUUCAGUAUACAGAAAGGAGUAUAAGAAAUCAAUGGAUCAGAACUCUACUGCACUAUUCGAAGACUGCAGCCAUUGGUGCUUGCCUGGGGUACCAGAUACUUGGAAUGAACUGCUAUAUGUUUCACUCUUAAAAUAUGGAACAGGAAAUUGGAAAAGCUGAACAAGUUUCCUCAUAAUCAUUCCACUACCAGUUUCUUAUUCUUUUUGCAUAGUUAUAGUAAUAUUCGACAUAUGUAUGCUAUGAGUUUUUUGCUGCAUGCCUUUAGUGAUAGUUUGAUUAGAAUGAACAAGAUAGCGAGGGAAGGAAACAGGGAUAGUGGAUUGGCUUGCCUUGCCAAUUCUUCCCAUGAUUCUGAGAUUCCAGAUUUCUUAAGGUGUUUGUUUCCGGGAAAAAAGUAAAUGGAUUUUGUAUUCAUGUA
Molecule: messenger RNA, 2070 nt
Organism: Vigna unguiculata (cowpea)
Lineage: Eukaryota; Viridiplantae; Streptophyta; Magnoliopsida; Fabales; Fabaceae
Product: protein trichome birefringence-like 2
Cellular component (GO): Golgi apparatus
Molecular function (GO): O-acetyltransferase activity
Source: RefSeq, a predicted model, not a curated record